UCAAAUAUUCCGCAAAACAAAAAGCACUUUGUUCGGAGACAGAGGGGAGGUUGCUAGGUGGGAGGUGAGUAACGUUAGAUGGAGAGUAUUGUAUGGUUUUUUUGGCGUCCACUUACACUGCCCCGAGAAGAUCCCGCAGGACAAGGAGAGACAAAAGGAGAGGAGGGAGUGAUGACACCGUCCAUGCGGGUCGGAUGGACAUAAAAAAGUGACGGCAAAAGGCGAUGAUGAGAAAAGGGCGGGGAUUCACACGACCCCGGUUGAUGGAAAGGAGCGGCGGAAAUCGAGUUGAUCCAUGCGGGUUCUGUGAUGCAGCAAGAACAGUGUAGUGGAUUUCAUCAUACCUCUGCUACAGAGAGCGAAGACCGUUUUAUUUAACCGGAGGCGGAGAUGGCGCGUGUGUACCGGAUCCUUUCACUAGCCUAGUUAGCACUGAUUUAAUAAAAAAAAAUCCUUUUAAAUAAAUUCUUGCACGAACGGAGAUGAUAUAAGAAGGAAUUUCCAGUAACAUUCUUCCUUCUGGAUGAAAAAGAAACAUGCAGUCGAGGUCUCUGCUACCAGCAGAACAUUUUGCAGCUAGGCUAAGGCAACCAUACCAGGUUUGACUGAAUGGGCGGGUGGUGAUCUGAAACCACAAGCUGUUACAAUGUUGGUGAGAUGCCACCGGAGCAAGUUGUCGGUGUGGGGCGUUCUGUGUAUACUGGUACUUUGCUGGCUAUACAUUUUUCCUGUGUACAGACUCCCGAGCGACAAGGAGAUAGUUGAUGAAGUGCUGCGGCACGGACAAGUGUGGGAGAAGAACCGGACGGGCAUUGAUCUGUUCAGGAAGCUGCUGGCAGAAUGCUGUGACCCGAGGAGGAUGUUUGCAGUGACUAAGCAGAAUUCUCCUAUGGGAAAGGUCUUAUGGUACGAUGGAGAGCUCUACCAUUCACACACGGUCAACAAUGAGACCUACUCUCUCUUUGUGAAGGAGACACCUCUUCAGCUUCCCCUCAAGAGGUGUUCAGUAGUGGGCAAUGGAGGGGUCCUGAAAAACAGUGGCUGUGGGAAGGAUAUUGACCAGGCCGACUUUGUCAUGCGGUGCAACCUUCCGCCGUUGUCUGAAGCUUACACGGAGGACGUGGGCACCAGAACACACCUGGUCACAGCCAACCCCAGCAUCAUUGAGAAAAGGUUCCAGAACCUUCUUUGGUCACGGAAAGCCUUUGUGGACAGCAUGAAGGCCUACGGCUCUAGCUACAUCUACAUGCCAGCCUUCUCCAUGAAGCCUGGAACCGACCCCUCCCUGAGGGCGUACUAUGCCCUGGCCGAUGCCUCGUCCAACCUCACCAUGCUGUUUGCCAACCCUGAGUUUCUCAGGACCGUGGGCAAGUUCUGGAAGGGUCGCCGAGUACACGCCAAGCGCCUGUCCACGGGCCUCUUCCUUGUCAGCUUGGCAUUGGGCCUGUGCGACGAGGUGACUGCCUAUGGCUUCUGGCCGUUGAGCGUAGGCCUGGACGGGCAGCCAAUCAGCCACCACUACUAUGACAAUGUGUUGCCGUUCAGCGGUUUCCACGCCAUGCCUGAAGAGUUCGUCCAGCUCUGGCAGCUACACAAAAGCGGUACGCUGCGUAUGAGGGUGGGACAUUGCACCCCUAAGGAAGUCGGUGGUUAGGUCUCUUGAAACAAUGAGCCCCCUUCCCUUUUUGGAACCCGCACCCGUUAUAAAUCUCCCCAGACCUCUGGGUGAUAAGAGGAACAAAACCAAACAGGUGGUUUUCCCAGAGGUCUUAUGAAAACAAACUGAAAGACUUAAAAUGCGUAAAAGUAGAAAACAUCUUCAGGAGCGGGGCUGAAAGACUGAAAUAUAAUUAAAAGGGAGAUAGGAGGAUGUCCCAUUACUUGCUUGUUUUUUGUUGUUUCGUUGUUUCUGCUUUUGUUCGCUUGAAUGCUUGACGGCCAUUUUAAGCAAUCAAUCAGUGUCGAAAUAGGAUCUAUAUGUUUUUUAAAGAUGUUCUUAACCACUAUAUCCUAGGGCUGGUUUUUCAAAAGGUGUCUGGUUAUUCCAAUCUGAUAGGGUUACAUGAAUUUCGAUUUUUCAAAACAGGGACAUUUGACUCAUAUUGUGCGUUCAAGGAAAAAGACAUUGUAACCCCUGACCCUAACUGGAGGAGUAAAUCCCUUCGUCCCGGCAGGCCUAUGAAGUCGAUCUCUUGCCAACUUCAUGCCCAGAUAUUUGACGGUCGAGUCAGAACACCGGAACAUACAGGGACUACUCAGGACCAAGGAUUUCCGUUAUCUCCAUAGGUUUUUAUUUAACAGAAGCUUCCAGGCAAUCGUUCAUACCGACAUACAGAAGGUAAGAAAAUAAAGGAAGGAUCCCAAAGAAAAGUAAGAAACCCUCAUCUUAUAAAAAACAACCAAACCCCUGUUAGAGUUCCUCCCAUUCACACCUCCAACAUAUUUUGGGAGAUUCUACAAGGCUGUGAAGCAACCCCACGACCUCAUGUGCUUUCUCACUCUUAUGCAGCUGGGCCUCUGUCUGUGGGAAAAGUGAAGCCUACGCAACUCCUACACUGUCUGUAUUUCUCCUGUCCCACCCUCCUGUGCAGCUGUCGUGUGCCGACCCUGCCUGCCACUGUCCACACUCUGUCCUAGUAACUUUCCACUCAUGCACACACAAAUGCUGAGUGUGUGUCCAGUCUGCCCUUGGAAAGACUUUACUCAAAAUAGUAUGUGCAUACAAUGCAGUUUUCUGUCAUUCUACAUUUAUUCACUAAUAUGAAUACCUUUAUACUAGAUUAUUCUUCCACAGAUGUUGAUAUUGUGCUGUGUGGUUCAGAAUGACACUCCUAUACUUAAUCUGAUCUCCCCAAAAUAUUUUAAAAACCAGCCCCUGCUCUCCCCUAAAAUGUUCUGUUGCGCACAGCCACGCUGAAUGGUCGCCCUGUUCACUAAAAGGGAUGCCAAAAACUUGGCCGUGUUAGAAUACAUCUGUGUUCUUUUUUUUUUAUCAGUUAUACAUACAUUUGAUGAUACAUGUUUUUAUGUUUAGAGACUGUGCGUUGGCGGUGGUUCAAUUACAAUAGAAAGCUGAAGAUGUGAUUGAUUGAUUUGAUUGAUCAGAUGUUUUCACAAAUAUCCACUGCAAAGAAAAUCAAUGUAUGGAUGCUUCAUAUCACCAGUAUGUGUUCAUAAUGAUUGCCAACUCCCUUUUACAAUCGCUUAUUGGUACAAUCCAUCAGAGCGAACUAGUCCACUGACAAAAUAUGGGGGUGGACCAUAAUGAACUCUGCUGAGGUAGUGCCAUGCCUUUACAAGUGUCGUCAGUUGGUUUGAAUAGGAAAUCAACAGUGACACAAACAUGGCUUUGCUGGGUAAAUGGGCACCUUGACUGAGUGAUGGCGACAUGGCUAGUUUCCAUUCAGGUGCGGGACACCUGCACACGUCAAACAUUGACAAUCUUCAGCAUACGCACCAUCAGUUUCGUCUUCAUUGUUGGUCCGAAUGUCUUCUCAGUGAUCUGAGCUUUACUGUUUAGUAUUUGUCAUGUUGUUAGUGUUGUCACAUAUCAGUGUUGUGGUCCACUCUAUUUGACCCACACACAUACAAGGGAAUUAUCUUGUGUAGUGUUUGCGUGUUUCUCUUUCCUUUUUGACAUAAUCACCAAGCGGCUUAUGGACAGUGUUAGAGUGAGACGUUUUAUUUGUAUGUGCACUCCUGUCUUGAAUUCUGGGACAUAGGAUUGAAUGUGGUAUAGAUAUCUUUGUUGUUUAUGUGUGACCUAUGUCAUUAUCAUGUCAUUUAGAAGGUUUAGGUCUGCAUGGAUCAAGUAUGGAGACGAGCGCAGCAUUAAAACAGUGUUAUGUCAAGGUUUGGACUAUCCUACAGGCACUGAACAGGUCAUGUGAAUUGUGAGGUUUUUCAAACCCACGACUUAUUCCUCCUCUCUGCUUAUUAAAGAAAGGUUUAAGUGCCUUCAGAAUUCACCAAGGCAAAAGGAAACAGACAUGGCUGAGUUCUGUCUUUAAGGUAAUGUUUAUCCUUGUCCUUUUUUGAAACUAUGAUUUCCUCAAUCAUGAUGUGACAUCAAGGUACAUGUUUUUAAGUAAGAUGUGUGAAAUAGUUUAAGUGUACAUCUGAAGUGGCACUGUAUUCCAUUUGUAGUGCAUUGAUUUAAGAGCCAAAUGGAGCCAAACUGAGCUCAAAUGUAUUGACCGUAAGAAAAGAAAAACAUAACUGAAAUAUUCACUGUAUGAAAAAACCUAAUUUGAUCGUAUGAAUUGAUUCAAACAUGGUAAAAGUGUAUGCUUAACAAAUUAAAUGGAUUUCUGCGUCCGAUCAUAAAAUUUCUGACGAGGUGAAAUAUCCCAAACGGUCCCAAUACUGGCAUACUAGCUUACUAUCUACUAAAGAGUACAUAAACAUCAGCAAUGCAUUGAAAGGCUAAUUAAUAAUUCAAUGCCCAGAUAAAGCCCCGCCUCCACGCCAAUCGAGGCUCAAAACUUGGUUUUAAGAAAAGUUGACUCGAAUGAAGGUGGGAUGAAAUUGUAAUUGCAAGAGGAAGCGAACAUGAAAAAAACGUGUUUGAACGAAGACAUUUUAAGAUUAGAUGCGAAAAUCCAUUUGAGUUAAGCAUUAACUUUUACCAUGUUUGAAUAAAAGAAAUUCAUACGAUUACAUAUUUUUUGUUAACCUUGCUUUUAUUUUUAUUUCCCAAAACAUAUUUCAGUUAUGUUUUUCUUUUCUUAUGGCCAAUACAGCUCAAUUUGGCUCCAUAAACCAGCACCUAUAAGGGCUUUGCUUGAAAGUAGACAUCAGGAAUAGGUUGCCAUAAGAAAAGGAGUCAUGAAUACGAAGCCUUAGAUUGAGCUGGUUGCCAUUGGACCAAGUUAAAGCUAAACUAAAGCCAAAUGUGAAUUGAUUGUCAUUUUAAAAAGAAGUACUACUGAAAUGAUAACAUGUGUUUUAACACUGUUCACCUUCCCAACUUUGUAAGAUUUAUCAUGUCAUUUGUAAUAAUCAUGACUGGGAAUAUGUGACCUUUUUUUAUUUGAGUUUCUAACUCAAACUGAGGUUUCAUUUAGAUAUUUUUAUAUUGUUUUUAAGCCCAAUAUCUAUAAUGACUGAGCCAUAAUGGGUUAAAUAUUCCUCCAAAAAUAAAAGGUGUUUUUCCCCUCAGUGUUGGCAUUUGGUUUGGCUGCUAAUCCCUGUUAGCCAACACCAGGGUUCAUAUGUGACAUACUACAAACACAAUGAGGGAAUUUAAAUGUUUAGUCAUUGCAAAUACCCACACAUCCAAUGGCUGUUUUAUCACAAAAUCAGGAGUUUUUUUCCACCAAGCCUUUUUCCACAAGAGGCUCUUUCUUGGCCUUAUUAAGAAUUUGUUUCUAAUUGACCCACCUGCUAAGAUAAACAAACGCCGAUAUCUUUGAAUUAUCUCUUUUGACAAUAAUUGGGAGAUUUUUCUUUAACUGUGCAGCCUGUGGAAACAUGUAACAUUCAUUGUCAUAAUUGUCUCCAUUCGAACUAGCACAUGAACAUGGCUUCAGCUAUACACCGUGGGCAUGUUCCCCUUACAUCACAACAGCUAUAUAUAUAUAAAAAAUAAAAUGGGUCUUUUGAUUAAGCCCAGGAAAAGCUUUAACCAAACAGGGUUUCUAUUGGACAAAUUCCAGUAGGUCUCAAAUUUUUGUUUUGUUUGACAAGGUGGAACCUACCUACGUCAUUUUGCAACUAAAAUGUUUGGUUUUAAAUAAUGAACACACCCGAGAAUUUUGCUGCCAUUUACACAUUUGACCACACGGAAUCUUCACACCAGAAUUGAUCUGAUGGAUCAAAAGAGCUUUCAGUGGAAAGUCUUCCUGUCAUAAAUCUGCCUAAACAGCAGUAAAAAUGUAUUUAGAUGUAUUGUUGGUGUUUGCCAUUGUCUGGUUCUUUUGGACAAUAGAUGUGUUUUAUUUGCCUUGCCUUGAAUUUGUAUUCUGAAAAAUACUUAGGGAAAGAACAAAGCUUUGAGGUUUUUAUAUGAAGCUGUUAUUGUGUAUUCAGCCCUUGUGUAAAUCACUGUAUGUCAACUCCAUUGUUUUUGGUUCGAAGACCCUGCCUGAGCAUGUUCAAUACAGGACUUAACUGUAUUUUAUGUGCCAUCUGGAUUAUGCUGAAAAUACAAAAGAAAACCAACCAAGAAGAACAAUGCAUCAAAAUAAAUAGCAAACACUGGUAUCCAAUAAAGAAGGAAAUAUUAUCGAA
This is a messenger RNA of Esox lucius (northern pike), 6231 nucleotides long. It is a transcript of the gene st8sia1, whose product is annotated as ST8 alpha-N-acetyl-neuraminide alpha-2,8-sialyltransferase 1. Gene Ontology annotation, biological process: N-glycan processing; oligosaccharide metabolic process. Gene Ontology annotation, molecular function: alpha-N-acetylneuraminate alpha-2,8-sialyltransferase activity. NCBI's taxonomy places the organism in Eukaryota, Metazoa, Chordata, Actinopteri, Esociformes, Esocidae. Bases 647 to 1654 code for a protein of 335 amino acids. The transcript has 5 exons. The record is from RefSeq and is a predicted model, not a curated record.